This is a messenger RNA of Phyllopteryx taeniolatus (common seadragon), 3896 nucleotides long. It is a transcript of the gene keap1a, whose product is annotated as kelch-like ECH-associated protein 1a. The coding region runs from base 551 to 2401 and encodes 616 amino acids. NCBI's taxonomy places the organism in Eukaryota, Metazoa, Chordata, Actinopteri, Syngnathiformes, Syngnathidae. The transcript is spliced from 13 exons. Gene Ontology annotation, molecular function: protein binding. The record is from RefSeq and is a predicted model, not a curated record.
CUGACUGUCACAACUCCUCCUGUGUCGGCCCUCUUCUUCCUCUUCGAUGGAGCACCUCCGCACGCGUUUUAAAUCCUUUUUCUAUUUUUGUAACACACACAACGGGAACAGCCGAAAAGAUAUUUACACUAGCGAGUCUUUUGAGGACCUUUUCGUCGUCGGCUAAAGAGGCGAGCAGAUGUUCGAGGGGAGGUUGAUCGUGGUGUCCUCAGUGUUCUUCUCUUCACAACAAAUAGUCCGCCCCCAACGCAUGAAAAUAAAUCAACAGGAUUACCACGGCAAAAAGAGGAUUCCAAAUUGGGAAAACGUCUCCUGAGUGGCCACUAACAACCAACGCCAGGCACGUCUGAUUGGGUCAGAUUCUGGACUAUCUGCAGUUUGACUGGUGGGUCUGGGGUUUCCUUCUGUCAGCCAUGUUGGAGCGAGAAGAGGAAAUCACCGUCAGCCUGGCAUCAAUGGAUUUUAACUUGUGUCGACGGGGAACAAUGGAGGCAGCUUUCGGACAUCAGCAAAGACUUAUGGGAUAAAUUCAGUGAACUGCAGUCCCGCAAUGCAUUGCUCGUUGAGGAAGAAGCCGCCCACGCGAGGCUCGAACUUCUCGGCCAUCGCCGUGCCCUCCAUGCACGGCUCGGGCUACCUGGACUACAUGGUGGAGAGUCACGCCUCCAAGUCGCUGAAGAUCAUGGACGAGUUCAGGAGGCAGGAGAUGCUGUGCGAUCUGGUGCUCCGCGUCACCAACAAGGACAGGACCAUAGACUUUAAGGUGCACAAGGUGGUGCUGGCCUCGUGCAGCCCCUACUUCCGGGCCAUGUUCACCAGCAGUUUCAAGGAGUGCCAGGCCUCCGAGGUCACCCUGCGCGAUGUCUGCCCCCAAGUGCUGGGGAGGCUCAUUGACUUCGCUUACACGUCGCACAUCAUCGUGGGCGAGAAGUGUGUGCUGCACGUACUCUUGGCUGCCAUGAGGUUUCAGAUGGAGGACGUGGCCAAGGCGUGCUGCGACUUCCUCACCAAGCACCUGGAGUCGUCCAACGUCAUCGGCAUCACUCGCUUCGCCGAGGAGCUCGGAUGCGCCGACCUGUACCAGCGUGGCCGCGAGUACAUCAACACGCACUUCAGUGAGCCCUUCAUUUUCCCCUACGUGUCUUGUGGCGGUGGUGAUGCCCAGGUGACGAAAGAAGACGAAUUCUUCAGUCUGUCUCACUGCCAGCUGCUGGAACUCAUCAGUCAGGACAGCAUCAAGGUGCUGUGCGAGUCUGAGGUUUACAAGGCAUGUACAGACUGGGUGCGCUGGGACAUGGAGAAUCGAGCCCAGUACCUCCAUGCCCUCCUGAACGCGGUCCACAUUUACGCCCUUCCGCCCAAGUUCCUCAAAAAUCAGCUUCUGUCCUGCCCCAUCCUCAGCAAGGCCAACGCUUGUAAGGACUUCCUGUCGAAAAUCUUCCAGGAUAUGGCGCUGAGGAAGGUUCCUCCAGCACCCAUACGUGGAACACAACUCAUCUAUGUGGCCGGCGGAUACAGGCAGCAUUCCCUGGCCACCAUGGAGGCUUACGACCCCGUCCGGAAAGUGUGGCUCAAACUGGCCGACAUGCCGGCUCCCAGCAGCGGCCUUGGGGCUUGCACGCUCUUCGGUCUGCUCUACACUGUGGGCGGCAGGAACCUGUCGCUGGAGUGCAUCACCGACUCCAGCGCAUUAUGCUGCUACAACCCUAUGACCAACCAGUGGAGCCAGCGCGCACCCCUCAACGCGCCCCGCAACCGGGUGGGGGUGGGCGUGGUGGAUGGCUGCAUCUACGCCGUGGGGGGCUCGCAGGACUCCACGCUGCACAACACUGUGGAGCGGUGGGACCCCGAGACCAAUCGUUGGUCCUUCGUGUGCCCCAUGCUGGUAGCCCGCCUGGGGGCCGGGGUGGCGGCCUGUGGGGGGGCGCUGUACGUAGUGGGCGGUCUGGUCGGGCAGAGCCGAUCCAACACGGCCGAAAAAUACCAGCCGGACACCAACACUUGGCACCCGCUGGCGCCCAUGAGCACUGCACGCAGCGGACUGGGCCUCGUGUGCGUCAACGCUCACCUGUACGCCAUCGGUGGCUACGACGGAUUCAACCAGCUGGCCACGGUGGAGCGCUACAACAUAGCCCGGAACACGUGGGAGGACCGGACGUCCAUGCAGUGCUGCCGGAGCACGCACGGCGUGGCUGUGCACCAGGGGUGCAUUUUUGUGCUAGGAGGCUUCAACCAGCAUGAUUUCGUGUCCAGUGUGGAGUGCUACUGCCCGGAGAGGAAUGAGUGGACGUACAAAAGCGACAUGUUGCUGGGGCGUAGCGGCAUGGGUGUGGCCGUCACCAUGGAACCGUGUCCAGCCAACCUGCCUCCAGAGGAGGACGAUGACGACGACGGCGGCUGACGGACGACCACUGACGGACACUUUUGUAAAUGGACGCCUCAGACAAACGUGAUGUGGAUUAUUUCAGGUGGACACUUUUUUUAUUUUUUUAUUUUUUUAUUAUUUGUUUUUUUAACCGUGAACUCAUGACUACCAAUGUGCUACAACAACUCCAGAUAUGCCUUGAGAUGCGAGUUUAAUUCGUUCCAUGACCACUCUCAUCGCAAAAUAUUUUUCUCCAUUGAAAUUAAUGAGGCGGCUCGGUGGGCGACUGGUUAGAGCGUCAGCCUCACAGUUCUGAGGACCCGGGUUCAAUCCCCGGCCCCGCCUGUGUGGAGUUUGCAUGUUCUCCCCGUGCCUGCGUGGGUUUUCUCCGGGUUUCCUCCCACAUCCCAAAAACAUGCAUUAAUUGGAGACUCUAAAUUGCCCGUAGGCAUGACUGUGAGCACGAAUGGUUGGUUGUUUCUAUUUGCCCUGCGAUUGGCUGGGAACCAGUUCAGGGUGUACCCCGGCUCCUGCCCGAUGACAGCUGGGAUAGCCUCCAGCACGCCCGCGACCCUAGUGAGGAGAAGCGGCUCAGAAAAUGGAUGGAUGGAUGGAUGAAAUUAAUGAAAAUGCUAUUAAUCCAUUCCAUCCUACCCCCCCAAAAAAAAGAAAAUAAUUUUUUUUAAGAACAAAAAUACCACUCCAUAACAUUGUAGCAUAUAAAACAUACAUUGAUGACACAAAUAAAUAGAAUAAUUAUAGUUAUACUCACACUUCGCAUCAAUUGAAUGACCAUUGUGCCUUGGCCACCAAGGGGCAGUAAAAGAUGGUUAGACGGCUAUAUUGUAUAUCUGUACAGUCUAGAUGUCUCAGCUCCUCGUAGAGCAUAAAGAAUAUAUGACUGUGUUCCGUGAUGGUGAAUGUGUAAAUGUGUUGCUGCAUCGUUUGUGUUUAAAUAUCAGUACUUAAAGGGUUAUACGUUUCCCAUCAUGUGUUAGCAUUAGCAUUAAUCUAGUGGACUAAAGGCAUAUGAAUGGAAAUGCAAUUGCUCUGUUCCAGUCCUCCUCAAAGAAACGUACUCAACGUUAUUGUACUGUAUAAAAACACAGUAAUAACAUUGGCUCUCCGCAUAACCCACAAAAACGGAAAAUCACAAGCCAAUACACCAAAAACAGCUGUACCGAAUGGAUUGUCCUUCGCGUUGUUCGUCUUCUGUGGGGUCGAUUGGCACUUUGCAAACCAGCUCAUGGGCGCAUUAGUGCCACCAAUUGGUAUUGUCCUUCGACUGCCACUAAGCCAAUAUGAAUUGAUAGUGGAUGUUGUGAAGUGUGCUGGCGGCGGGGGUUCGUAUUUAGUUUGUAUCUCAAGACAAACAAAUUGGUCAAGCGACGGCCCGUGUCGCAAGUCUCUGCACUCGUAUCUCAAGACACGCCUGUAAUCUAUACCGGGGCCGGCUCGCCCAUAGGGCGAGAUUAGCAAAUGUUUAGGGCGCCGUGGCCUCUCGGGGUCGCCCCGAAAAAAAAAAAAAUAA